AUGAGUAGCACCACUAAAAGUGCGGUGAGUACGACAAGCUUGAAGAAAGAGUACUCGUGGACAGAUCUCUACGGUAACGAGUACCUCUACUACAAGGAUCCGAUGAGGGAAGCCGUUUCAUUCGUCCUCUUACAAGAGUUAUGCGAGCGCUUAGCCUUCUAUGGCCUCACGCCGAACCUGCAGACCUUCCUCAAGGAGUAUUUGGGCUAUACCGACUCCACAGCAAACUCCUACAUAUCGUCAUUCAACUCUAUCUUGUACGUGACGCCUCUGAUCUCAGCUGUGCUCUCGGACACCCUUCUUGGUCUGUACUAUACAAUAGUCAUAUUUUCAUUCGUGUAUAUGGCUGGUCUGGCUCUGUUGACGGUCUCCUCUGUGAAAUCUAUCAGUCAGGCCUGGAUGGUCCAUCUAUCUCUACUCGUUCUGAUCGCCUCUGGCGCUGGUGGUAUCAAGAGCUGUGUCAACGUCAUGGGAGCUCAGCAGUUCCACCCCGAGCACCACAGAGAGCUCAUAACGCGAUUCUACACCUACUUCUACGCUGCUAUCAAUCUCGGCUCGAUAAUCGGUGGAAUUGUCACUCCAAUUCUGCUGGAGGAGGCUGGCUUCACCGCGAGCUUUGCGUUCCCUCUGGCAUUCUUUAUACUGGCGACGACGCUUUUCAUCGUUGGUAAUCUCAUGGACCGUUAUGUGAAACCAAAACCACAAGGCUCGGCGGUUCUGCAAAUCUUGAAGGUUGUGAUUUACUCGGUGUUUCGAUGCUCACUGGAGAAAAAUAAGGUCUCCCGCGGAGGGAAAUUUGAGGACAAUUUCAUUGAGGAUGCGAAGGCUGUAUUCAUGUUAUUACCAAUGUUUAUUUUGAUCAUACCGUUCUGUAUGGCUUACAACAAUAUGACCACCGCCUUCCUCACCCAGGCUAAGAAAAUGAAGCGUGAUACGUUCGGUUGGAACAUGCCCCCCGCGAUGAUUCAAAACGUGGAUCCUAUAGCCGUUGUUAUCAGCUCGUUUGUGAUCGAUUCUCUGCUAUUUCCUUUUCUAAGGAAACACAAAGUCAUGCCCGAGCCUUUGGUGAGGUUUUCUAUAGGCUCGCUCUUCGGCGCUAUCGCCCUCGGCUGUGCUCUAGUGGUUGAAUAUGAGAUCAAAUCGAAACCCUUAUUCACGGUAUCAGUGUGGUAUCAGGUUCCGCAGUUCUGGAUGAUCGCUCUUGGUGAAAUAUUCCUCAUGUCAACUUCUUAUGAAGUGGCCUUUACGUAUUCCCCGGUUUCACUUAAAGCGGUUGCCUCAGCAUUCAACUUGUGCUUUUUUGCUAUUGCCAGUGCUCUUUCUGCGGUGCUGUUCUCACUGUGUCAGUCGUGGUUGCCGGAUUUCGAUGCAACAAAACCUACAGAUGGUUCGCAUAAAGAUGCCCAUUAUGACUACUAUUACUAUCUACUUAUUGGUCUCUGUCUAUUGGGCUCGAUAGCGGCUCUAUUGAGCGUUCCUUAUUUCAAUAAGGUUAAGAAGAUAAGCGCCCAACGACAAACCGCGGUAGAUAGACGGUCGAGACCUUCGUCCUCAUCGAGUUUCGGGGAGUCUGUUGGUGCCACGGAAGGAGCUCUACGAAGAAGGUCGGUAGCGUCAAUGGCUUGACCACAUUCUCCAGAGUGUGAUUAUGAAACACUACUACUACUAUUAAGGAUUUCACCCGAGUUUU
Messenger RNA from Perkinsus marinus ATCC 50983, 1690 nucleotides. Its product is annotated as Inner membrane transporter, putative. The coding region runs from base 1 to 1626 and encodes 541 amino acids. Gene Ontology annotation, cellular component: membrane. The record is from RefSeq and is a predicted model, not a curated record. The transcript has a single exon. Gene Ontology annotation, biological process: transmembrane transport; oligopeptide transport. Lineage: Eukaryota; Perkinsozoa; Perkinsida; Perkinsidae. Gene Ontology annotation, molecular function: transmembrane transporter activity.